Messenger RNA from Lates calcarifer (barramundi perch), 6710 nucleotides. Its product is annotated as stAR-related lipid transfer protein 9. Bases 236 to 4249 code for a protein of 1337 amino acids. The record is from RefSeq and is a predicted model, not a curated record. Lineage: Eukaryota; Metazoa; Chordata; Actinopteri; Centropomidae. The transcript has 11 exons. Gene Ontology annotation, molecular function: lipid binding.
GUCUAAGAGAUUCAGAAGGUCAGAGAUCCAGACUCAUCCCACCUCUUCCUCUGAGUCCUCUCUUAAGUCAUCAGAUGAGGAUGAGGAAGAUGAUAAAACCACCAGAGUGCAUCAUAUCCGGCUCUCGUCUAAAUGGGUAAAGCUAGCCACACAGAGUAAUGCUAAGCAGGAAAUCAGACAGGCUAGAAGUAGCAAUGCAGAUGGUUCUACAGCUUUGUCAGUAGGCAAAACUAAAAUGAAGACUUGUUCUGCUGGAACUCCAGGGAAAAGUGAGGUUAGAUUUAGUGGAGAUUACAGCCAAAAAAGACGCUCAUUACCCCCUGAAGCAAUGUCACAAAAGACAAAUGUAGAAAAAAUCCCUCCAUAUGCAAAGAAAAGUAAACCACAGCAUACACGAAAGUCUCAGGACUCUCCUAUGCAUUUUGCCUCAAGUGACAUCAACCCUUAUGUUCACCAGUGGCAAGACGACAACUCAGACCAACACUGUUAUAAGAACCCGUCAUUCGGGAGUGCUGCUGACCUGUCCUGCAAAUCUCCUCUUUUAAACAGUGCUGAAAAACGUAUAACAAGAUGCUGCAGUGUUGACAACGGUUUGAAUGAGCAGAACUCUCCUUUCAAUUCCCAUCUCAGCACGUACGCCACCAACAAGGGGCUGUCCAGUACACUAAGCAGUAUGGAAGAUUAUAAGGAACAAGUGAAACGAGUGUCUCAGCUUACACCCUGUCAACAGACAUCUGAUGAUAUUCACAGUCAUUUAGCCAAUCUGACAGUGAAUGGCAGUUCUUUAAGUAAUGAUCCUGGCGGUUUUGGUAACAACUCCAGUCAUGUGGAUGAGAUUAUGUACGUUUAUUCGUCUGAGCAAGAGUCCCAAGAAAACAAACCACAAGCUCAGAGGAGGGGGACAUGUGAACAUGGCACUCAAACUGAGCGUGGGCUUCAAACAGUAAAUUUUACUAACACUAGAAGUGCACCAAACAGGAAAGAUCGUCACAGAAGGAGCAACACUGAUGUAACUGUAAGACAGAAAACAAAGGUGGACAUUAAGGAAUCUCCUACAUGGGCCAGCAUGGAAAGCAUGUCGGCUCACCUCUCCAAGCUGAUUGACAGCACCUCAGACCUGCUGGGAGACGUCCAGGGAAUGAGAACAGGUGAACUCUGCAGGUCUAGUCCAAGGAGGAGCGUCAACGUGUCAAAUCUCAGCAUCUCUUACAGUGAGUCUAACGACUGCACUAAGAGAGACUGCUCCACUCAAACAGCUGUAGAUGUUGGGAUUCAGACAGAAAAGCUUUUAACAUCAGCAGAGAAGGAAGUGACCCUUUAUCAAACACCCAGUGAAAAGUCCAAAUCUCAUGAGGUCAAUGUGAUAGUCAAAGUAAUUGGUCCUAAGGCUGUCAGUGUGUCUCAAGACAAGGAUGUGCACUGUGUGGUGAAAACUAAAGCUAACACAGAUGAAAAGAUGCAGAGCAAGCCUGACCUGAGAUUUAACUCCUCUGCUGACUCACAAUCAGAGAAUGCACCUUUCAAAACACCCCCUGUAAAGAUUGCAGUUGAAUGUCAGAGACGUGUAAAAUCUGCUUCUUCCAGAGGCUCAAAGCAAAGCACAUCCGAGGCACUGUGGCAUAAAAGUGUUGCAAUAUCUGAAAUCACCCCUAGGUCAUCAAGAAAUAGCUACGAAGAAAAUCACAGCACAUCUUUAAGAAAUGACCCAACUCCUUGUUCAAAGAAACAGGCUACAUACAAAGACCGUGCAUCAUCUCCCAUUCUGACUGUGGGAGCAAGAUUACGUUUGAGGCAAAAGGGAAAACAAUCAACACUAUGUCCUUCAAAAUAUAUGGGUGGAAAAACAAACCAUGCCUCUGAGGAAGACGGCCCUACUGUGCCUUCUAGCAAACAGUCAGUGUGUACAUUUGUCUCUGACAAUAAUCGAAUGUCCAGAACAGAUUGUGACGUUUCGUCAAAUCGAUCAGAAUCUGUGUCACUUGAGAAGGUGAGUGAAAUUAGUUGUUCAAGCCCUAAAGGAUCAGAUAAAUGCUCUACAGGCCUUAGUUCAUCACUGGAUAGAUAUGAAGACACUGACAGGAGAAAUGUUUCCUAUAAAGACAAGGACAACAGCCAUCCCAGUUCAAAAUGGCAGAUGACCACUCCACAAUCUAGGACCUCUGCAAAAGGUUUAAGUUUGCAAAACCACAUCUCUCCCAUGUUAAGAGAGACUGAUGUGCAUAAACAGCAGGCUGAAGCUAGACAUGGAAAACCAUCAGGCUACACAAGACCUGCAGCUGAUUCUGUGGAUUUGUGCACUGAUUCCUAUAACGAAUCACCAGUCAGCAACAGAACUGUUCAACUUCAAGAGGAUGACAUGGCGUCACUGGUGCCAAGUGAGUGCGACACAGAUGUCCUCGUGAACAUUAAACCUGUCACCAGCGUAUCCCCAUGUCAUAACCACCAGGCAGUCCCAGAAGACCUGCCCUUGCACAACAAGUUCACCAACUGGUCAGGCAUCAAUAACAAACUGGCCACGUUGCUCACCAACGACCAUGACAAGAGCAGAAACCGUGCGGAAUGGGGUGAGGUAGAAAGUUACGGUUCAAACAUGGAGUCUGCGGCGCAGGGCGACAGAAGGGCAAGAGAGAUAGAGAGGCUGCGACAGGAGAGAGAGCAGGUGAUGGCAACGGUCAGCCUCAACAUGAACCCAACGCCUCUGACUGUGGAGCUGACCGAGGCCAAGCUUCAUUAUGGGCUGGGGGAGACAGAUACACUGUUAAAAAUGCUGUCCCCGAGGUCUAGAGAAGAGCUGGAGCCGCCGACCUCUGCUCCGACCAAACAGCAGCUGUAUGAUCAACACCGCAGGAGUAUUGAGGGUUUGAGGCAGGAGAGGGAGGAGCGGCUCCAGACUUACCGGAGAGCUCGCAGUCUGAGUCCCAGCAAACAUCCUCGCUCUGCUCCUCAAGAGGCUGCUUCAUCCUCCAAGGUCUCUGUUGCUAUGCUCAGUCGCCGUAAAGAUUAUCUGCAACAGCUCAGACAAGAGGUGAUUGAUAGCACAAGAAUACCAAAUCCUCCAAGAGGAGAUGGCCAGUAUCCAUCUGACAUUGAGCAGUUGUUGCGUGACUAUGGCCGAGCCCGGGAAGAAGCCAGGACAGAGAUUGCGAAGGCACGAGAACGCCUGCGAGAGAGAACUGAGCAGGAGAAGAGGAGGAUUCAGCAGCAGGCUCUGUCUCAGGAAGUAAAGGAUGACCUGAGGCAUCGGACAAGAAUCAGUAACAGCACCUUGUGCACUGGAUCAAGCCUGAGUCUUUCUUCUGGACCCACAUCAGGGUACAACAGUGGCAACACUGUCCAACUACAGCACAGCAACAGACCAGUUGUGACUGGACAGACCACAGGGUUUCAGGAUGAAGGGCUGAAGGCCAGGACACGUCCUCCUAUAUGUGGUCCUCAAAGUGUGAAGACACAGAGAGUCUGGCAGUCUGCCCAGGACGUCCGCCUUGAGCCUUCUGUCACCUGCUUUGAGCCCCUGGUGACAUCAUCUCCAUCACCCCCCACUUGUGCCCGUCAGCGCACCGCCUCCUUUGGCUCCUCCUCCUCUAUAUCCACAACCUAUCAGGAUAUCACAUCAACUCUCCUUGGGCGAGCUCUGGCUGAGGUACGGCUAGCUUCAGCCGGAGAUUUGAGCAACCUGGUGAUGGGCAACUCCACAGCAGGCUGGAGGUAUCAGGGAGAAGAACAAGGUAUCCAGGCUUACUAUAAGCCCUCCUCCAGCCCAUCUGUCCAUGGUUUCUUGGGGGCCGGGGAGCUGGACAGACCCCUGGACAGCCUGUGGAACAUAAUCUGCCAGCUGUCCAAGAGCCACAUGUAUAAUCAGUCAGUUCGUUCUGUCUGGACACGACCACUAGAUGACAGCACUCAGCUGGUCUACAUACUAACAGAUCCGUCCACCUGCCACCUCAGCCAGCCGCGGGACUUCUGCUGCAUCAGCACUGAGUCCAAACAGGGUGGCCUGUGUGUACUGGCAAUGCAGUCAGUGUUUGAGGAGUCUCUGCCCCGUCCUAGUGUGGAUGCCAUCCGAGGGGAGAUGAUGCCCAGUUGCUGGCUCCUUCAACCAAUUAGACGUAGUGGAAAAGAAGUCACCAGGGUCGUCUACCUGCUGCAGGUUGACCUAGGAACUCCAUCUUUUCCUCUCCGACUCUUGAACGCUGUUGCCAGGAGACAGGCAGCUGUUAUCGCUGAUCUGGACGUUUUCCUUGCUUCGUAAAUCCACCGGACACAUGAAGACACAUUAGCAGUGAGCACUUAGACUGACACUCUCUCCAGUGUGGAGUUAGUCUGUCUUUUGAAUUUGCACCUGAAAUUUAUUUACUUGACUUUUUCUAUUUCAAGAGCACUGUUACAUUGUUAUAUAUUGAUUCCCAGUUACAAAGUUGAAGCAGCUUUUUUGUAUGAAGGUUUUUUUUUUUAAAAAGAUAUUGAAACUGUAUUUUUAUAUUUGUUCAUGAAUGCUUUUAACAAUCAUCAUCCCAUUUUACCAAAGAUUGAUUAGACGUCUAAAGAAAUAUUUGGUGUGGCACAUUUAGUUUUUAGGUUUAGACAGACUCACUGUUUCAUUAAUUUGAUGAAAUAGCUUGAUGAUUCUGUUAUAACCUGAUCAGUACCGGCCAUUUAGCUUCCUUAAUGUCUGUUAGCAACACAGAGUCUCUUGAUGCCUACUACACUGUAACAUGGACAGCCAAAUAUGUUGAAGUCAUCAUAGCAAGAGAGAACAUUAAAGCUGAAGUUUGAGAGUUGGUCAACAGAUAAUUGGGAUGCUGUGAUGUAUAUUUACUAAGCAACUGUUUCCCAGUUGUGUACUUCUUUCCUUCUAGAGAUGCAGACAUAUUUGUAGUUACAUGGACAUGUCAGAGAAAUUUUCCAGAACAUUGUGACACAUUUACUGGGGAAAGUAUUAGUUGAAUUUCUUUUUUUAAUGAAAAAAAGUAACACCUGAUUUGUCCUGACAGAUUGAACUACAUCAAAACAUAUCACAGAAAUAUUUGCGAAUAUUGUUCAGCCUUGAUUUGUUACCAUACAUGCAUAUACUUAUUCCCCCUGGCAAAGCAUAUUUUAACCACUCCAUGACCUUGAUUCUGAAGAAAAUUAAUUUCAAAUGUCCUUCAGCAGUUUUUCAUUAAAAAUGGGGAAAGGUAAAUAUACGUAAGGGACUGUACAAAAAUGAUGAGGGAAGAGAGGGGGUCAAAAAAGAGGCAGGGUAUAGUAAAUUUAAUUUUGACUGUAGGUAGGGUAGUCUUGUGGAGCAGUGGAGGGUUUUUCAUUUUUCUCGUCCUAAAUUAAUAUUUUAUUUUAGCCUUCCAUUAUGAACUAUGGUUCUUAUAAGUGAACAGUUUUGUUUCAAUGUUUUAUUAUUUAUAUGCACACUGGUGGCACACAUUAGGUGUUCCAUUAGGAUAUGAAGGUUUAAAUUCGGGUACGCGAUUAAACAAGUUGUACCCAUUUUAAACUGUUAGCUUUGACAAAUAUUUGUUGUAGGGAGGUUGCUGCAUUUUUUUCUAAGUCAAAAGCUUCAAAGAAAACAUGAUUAAGUGAAAUAUAACUUUCAGCCCCCUUCACUACCCCAAUAAUUUUUGUGCAGUCCAUAGCCCAAAGUAUUAGAUAGUACAGUAAGGUGGGGAAUGGGAAGAAUUAUAUAUUUAGUCCUCAAUCAUUUGUAAUGAACAGAAUUUGUUAAUCUGUAUGAGCACUGCGAAUUUUAACCACUUAGCAGCUCCCUCUGUCUGCAGAAAAGUUAAUCUAAACAUGGUUUUAUAUCAAAACAGUAAGAGGAUGAGUUGGAAAGUUGAAUACCUUUUGGAUUUAACAAGUCAAAGAGACAAGUAGGCAAAUCACUGUUCAACCAAGGGACACUGGUUGAAGCCCAGAUAUUGGCAAACGUCUGACCUGCUUAAGUGUCCUUGAACAAGAUACUGAAGUCACCCACCAGCUCCAGGGAUGAUGCAGCUAGGUGUCUGUAGCUGACCCAGACCUCUGACCUCCCUUUUUUUAAAUUAGUAAUUUAUGGUACCCCAAAUCUGCAUAAGCUGAGGGCUUUUUGUUCUCACUUGUUUCUGAAGUCUGUUGUAUUUAUUUUGAUCAUCCUGCCUUUUGUUUUGAAAUUGCUGUUGAAUGUGUUUUAUAGUUGUCUUUUAUUAGCAAAGCGUGGUGCUGUGUUUACAGCUGCUUGCACAAAACUGUUUAUGCAUUUAUUAAUGUUACGUAUUAAAAAAGUGAUUUCGUUUUUUGUUUGUACAGUGUUUAAACUAUGCAGAAGCUGAUCAAAGGCAGAACUGCUCCCAGUCAAGGCUUGGGUCAGCUGUAUCCAGAUAUGAAGCCAUAUUAUUUACAGUAGUUCGAAGGUUCAGGAGUGUUUUGGCUCUGCAGCUGCAGCGCUCAGUUUGUGACUAAAGACGUUCCCAGGGGAACCAAAGAGAAAGAGACAAAAAUACUGAAGACACAGAGUGAAGGAACGCAAAGACAACUUUUGUACUGAUUUCUUUUUGUAUGUUUAUCUAUAUAUUUCCAAGUGCUCAUUUAUUGUGUAAAAAAAAGCAUUGUUAUUUAUGUUUUGACAAUGUGUUGUAAAUGUAUUUUAUUAUAAACACCCUGCUUCCUGUCGCUAAAAAGAUGUUAUCUGGCUGGUGUGUUUGGCCAUUUUUUAAUGAAUACAAUACAUAUUUUUAAGUGAA